Molecule: messenger RNA, 1750 nt
Organism: Oldenlandia corymbosa var. corymbosa
Lineage: Eukaryota; Viridiplantae; Streptophyta; Magnoliopsida; Gentianales; Rubiaceae
Source: the annotation of a GenBank genome assembly
AUAAGGUACAAAUUACUAAAUGUCUUCUACUAAGAAUUAGAACUAAACCAUCAAUUAUUCUAAACUUAGUCAAAAUCCAGCUUGCUUUUAUGGAUCAAGGAACUACAACUUGAUUAAUGACCAACGGAACACGUUCACAUUUAAAUAUUCAUAUUGGUGAUGGUUGGUCAUCCAGAAACGAAAUCGUUGACUGUUAUAAGGCUUUACAUAGUAUUGUUGGGGGAGUCACAGAGGAGUUUCAGAACAAAGGGAUUGAUUUCUGUAAUUCAGAGACAUCAGUUUUUGAGCAAAUGGAAGAUUCCGAGGUUGGCAACAAAUUUGGAGGUUCCCUUCCUGUUGAGAAUGUGCAGCAACUAGCUUCUACUAACUUGGAAAACAUCCCACAUCGAUACAUUCGACCUGAAAUCAACCCGGAAGACGUAAUCUCAACUGAUGAAUCUUCUUCACAGAUUCCGGUGAUCGACAUGUCCAAACUGGCAUCCGAUAGUAGUGAUUAUGCGCAAGAAAUGGCAAAACUUCAUCAGGCCUGCGAGGAAUGGGGUUUUUUUCAGUUGAUUAAUCAUGGAGCAACCACGGCUGUCGAAAAAAUGAAGUUGGUCGUAGAGGAGUUCUUUAAGCUGCCAUUGGAACAAAAACUGGCUUAUGCACAGCUGCCAAAUACAAUUCAGGGAUAUGGCCAAGUGUUUGUUUUAUCCGAAGAUCAAAAGCUCGAUUGGGGCGACAUGAUGUUCCUUGCCCUUUUACCAAUAGAAACCAGGAAGUUGCGAUUUUGGCCAGAUGUUCCCACCUCUUUCAGGUUAUAUAAUCAUAUUUUCAGUAUGAUCAGAUAGUAAUUAAAGUUUGCUAAAUGACUAAAUUAAUGUUUGGCGUAUUUGAUCUUUUCAGAUCAACCCUUGAUGAAUACUCGUUCGAGUUGCAUAAACUCUGCGUUGGCCUCAUCAGAUCAAUGGGAGCUAAUCUGGGGGCGGAUGUGGAUGACCUUAGUGGCAUGUAUCAAGAUGGCACACAAGGAAUAAGAAUGAAUUACUAUCCACCUUGUAGAGAAGCAGACCGGGUUUAUGGCAUUACUCCUCACUCUGAUGCAACAGGGCUAACUUUACUGGUUCAAGUCAAUGAGGUUGAAGGCCUGCAAAUCAGGAAAAACAGCAAAUGGCUGCCAGUUAAGCCUAUUCCAGGAGCCAUCAUUGUUAACGUUGGUGAUAUUCUAGAGGUAAUUCUAGAGCUGGUGUGGUCACGGGGUCGAUUAAAUUAUGUAAAACUUAUAUUUGUUGGUUUUGGUAUGGCAGAUAAUGAGUAAUGGCAAAUACAGAAGCAUUGAACACAGGGUUGUGGUUCAUCCCCAAAGAGAGAGACUCUCAAUGGCUGCAUAUCACGGUCCGAAUAUGACAGCGAAAGUUGGCCCUCUUCAAGAGUUUGUGGAGGAAAAUGGAGCUAAAUACAGAUCACUGGAUCAUGAGGAGUAUAUCAGAUUAACCAUAAAGAGCAAACUCGAUGGCAAAAGCUUGUUGGAUCAUAUGAGAAUAAGCCAGUGAUGAUGUGUAAUGAAUCUCAAUUGUAAUCAUUCUGGGUUAUUUUUUAUUUUUAUUUUUAUUUUUUUCACAAUGAAGAACUGUAUCAUCAGGGCCAUCAGGUCAAUCACCAACCAGGAAGUGGAUAGAGAAGUUUCUUUGCAUUGAAAUUUGAUUCAAGGUUGGAGAAUUCAGCAUUGAGAUUAAUCUUUCAAUAAUCGAGUUGAACAAAUACAUUUGGU